Molecule: messenger RNA, 3086 nt
Organism: Syngnathus acus (greater pipefish)
Lineage: Eukaryota; Metazoa; Chordata; Actinopteri; Syngnathiformes; Syngnathidae
Gene: lrrc1
Product: leucine rich repeat containing 1
Exons: 14
Coding region: 415-1992 (525 amino acids)
Biological process (GO): neurotransmitter receptor transport postsynaptic membrane to endosome; neurotransmitter receptor transport, endosome to postsynaptic membrane
Cellular component (GO): postsynaptic density; adherens junction; postsynaptic membrane
Molecular function (GO): protein binding
Source: RefSeq, a predicted model, not a curated record
GAGUGAGUGUUCCGGGUCAGAAUCGGAACGCGAGAGGAAAUUAACUUCGGGAACUACGUGAAGACACGGCAAUGGUUCUGUUUCCCCCCCGCCCCACGGAGAUGUAGCCCGGCUUCCAUGCGUUAAAAGUGGCGGUGUUUCCCAGCGGCGGUGGCGGAGCGGUGAUAGGCGGGUGCCUUCAAACUAAGCAAAUUGACGACAGACGGAGAGUGAUUCCCAUGUUGAUCGCCACUUAACAAACACCACCUUGGACUUUACAGCUGGAGUUUUGCAGCGAACCACCUGUUAGCAUUGUUUGCCGGUAUUUUUUUUUCCCAACCCGGGACUGUCCCGUCACGGCAAUCUGUUGCAUUCCCCCAAGCAGGUCUGUUUGUUUCUCGUCUGGGUACGACAUUCAGCCGCACCACCCCCGUGAUGUUUCACUGUAUCCCCCUGUGGCGGUGCAACCGUCAUGUGGAGAUGAUCGAUAGACGCCACUGCUCGCUGCUCUUUGUGCCAGAUGAGAUUUACCGCUACGGACGCAGUUUGGAGGAACUUCUACUUGACGCCAACCAACUUCGAGACUUGCCCAAGCCAUUUUUCCAGCUGGUGAAACUAAGAAAACUCAGCCUGAGUGACAAUGAGAUCCAGAGGAUUCCUCCAGAAAUAGCCAACUUCAUGCAACUCGUAGAGCUGGAUGUAUCACGAAAUGAUAUUAUGGAAAUCCCAGAGACCAUUUCACAAUGUAAAGCCCUCCAAGUGGCAGAUUUCAGUGGGAACCCAUUAACAAGGCUACCUGAAAGUUUUCCAGAGCUCCGGAAUCUAACAUGCCUUUCCAUUAAUGACAUCUCAUUGCAAGUCCUCCCAGAUAAUAUUGGAAACCUCUCCAAUUUGGUAUCACUAGAACUCAGAGAAAAUCUCUUGACAUUCCUCCCGGAUUCACUCUCCUUGCUCCACAGACUGGAAGAACUCGACUUAGGAAAUAAUGAAUUAUAUAGUUUGCCAGACACAAUAGGCUGUCUUGUCAGUUUAAAGGAUUUGUGGCUAGACGGAAACCAGUUGGCUGAAAUACCUGCGGAAAUGGGCAACAUGAAGAGCCUCUUGUGUUUGGAUGUGUCUGAAAACAAAGUGGAGCGACUUCCGUUGGAGCUGGGAAGCCUGUUGGCACUCACGGACUUGCUGGUGUCGCAGAAUCUCAUUGAUGCGCUACCGGAAAGCAUUGGAAAAUUACGCAAAUUGUCCAUUCUGAAAGCCGAUCAGAAUAGACUGUCGUACCUGCCCGAGAGUAUUGGUGACUGUGAAAGUCUUACUGAACUUGUGCUCACAGAGAAUCAGAUACAGAUUUUACCAAGAAGCAUAGGAAAAUUGAAGCGGCUUUCCAACUUCAACUGUGACCGAAAUCUGCUCACGUCAUUGCCCAAAGAGAUCGGAGGCUGCAGUGGCCUGAAUGUCUUCUGUGUGCGGGAGAAUCGACUGACGAGGAUACCGUCGGAGCUGUCGCAAGCAACUGAGCUGCACGUGCUUGACGUUUCUGGGAAUAGGCUUGACCACUUACCCUUGUCUUUGACCACGCUUCGCCUGAAGGCUUUAUGGCUGUCAGAAAACCAGUCCCAGCCACUCCUCACCUUUCAGACUGACCAGGACCCUGAUUCGGGCGAGAUGAUUCUCACCUGCGUGCUGCUGCCCCAACAGCCCUUUGAGUCUGAUAACAAAGGCUCUGAUAAUCUCGCCCGCUUCGGAGCUCUGGAGAGCCUGGUGAAUGACAUGGCAGAUGACACGUGGGACAACAAAGCCAUGAACAGGAUCAGCGCCAUUCACUUCCUGAAUGAUGAUGAGGAGGAAGACGAUGAAAAGGGAACGCUACUGCGCCGCGCCACUCCCCACCCGGGCGAGCUGAAAACAAUGAAGAAAGCUGCAGAGAACCUCCGCAAUGACCUGAAUGCCGCCAAAGGCCUGGACUCCAACAAGAACGAGGUCAAUAACGCGGCAGACAAUGUGACCACGUCUGUGUGACCUAUACUUUUACCUUUUUGGAUUUGUGUUUUUACCUCCCUUACGUGUCUUACCAACUCGACCCGCACAAUCCAGCAACUUUUUUUUUUUUCCCCCCCCCUCUCCUUCCUUUAAUUCGACAAACCCUGCUGUGGCCUUCCCGUCCUGUGAUUGAACCCUGGAACGCCCGUAAAGCUUGGUGCUCCCUCAGGGCUGCUGUGCCUUCCUGUUUCUAAUUCACAUCCACAGCAAUAAUGCUCAUAUGUUUUUAAAUGCCUUUUAAAUGAAAAAAAAAAAGACACUAGGUAGUUGCACUAUUAUUUUAAAUCUCUAUAAUACAGUCAAAGCGUUUUAAAUGUGUUAUGUAUGUGUUCUAUAUCUAUUUUUAUUUUUUAAACACUGGGUGAUUUUUUUUUUUUCCAUUCUGGGCGUAUAUAAAAACAGGUUUUGGAUCUACUGAUUACAGAUUGUUGUAUAGUCUCAUGUGAAUACUUUUAUAUUUUUCUUGGCAGCUCCAAUGUAAAUAGAUAUGUAUAGCAAAUUUAUUUUUUGUUUUUAAUUUUUUUUUCUUUCCGUCUUGAACUUGGUACUUUUUUCUUCUUUAAAAAUCAAAAGGAAACAAACAAAAUCUCAUUCACUCAUGUCUUAUUCAGUCCAUUUAGAUGUCAUUGAGUACGAUGGCCUUGAAGCCUUUUUUUGAGCAUCUGUUUAAAUAACUGCAAUUCACUUCAUCAAUGACAAAAUACAAUUCACUGUUUGGUCAUGUUUCUCAAAAUAGAUGCCAAAAUACAGCUGUUCUUUCUUUUUCAAGAGUACUAUUCAGAAUAAACAGUGAAGGGUUGAUAGGUCUGACGUUCGCUCCAGAACUAAACGAAAAUGACAUCCUUUAGAAAUGCAGUUAGAGAAAUUCCAGCGUAAUGCACAACCUCUCUCCAAUCAUUUUUUUUUUAUAAGACAUAUAGUGUAUGAUUUGUGGACCAGGUUCAUAAAGAGUUGUUUUAUUUGUUUUUAAUUAUUUCUUGAUCAAACUGCACAAUUCAGAUCUUAGAGAUUUUUCAACCUUGAGAUCUGAAGGACUUUUAACCACUGAUCAAUAAAAUAAGUGCAACACUAAA